Molecule: messenger RNA, 5403 nt
Organism: Galleria mellonella (greater wax moth)
Lineage: Eukaryota; Metazoa; Arthropoda; Insecta; Lepidoptera; Pyralidae
Product: calcium release-activated calcium channel protein 1-like
Exons: 8
Coding region: 405-1571 (388 amino acids)
Biological process (GO): store-operated calcium entry
Cellular component (GO): membrane
Molecular function (GO): store-operated calcium channel activity
Source: RefSeq, a predicted model, not a curated record
UUUAUUGCAAAUUGCUGCACCGCGCCGGCAGCACGCGCGUCGCCGCUCCGCGUGAUAACGGCGGUAAUAAACGCGAAAAAAAAAGAAAACAAACCGAGCUGAUCAUUCGAUCGAUAACGAAUCCGAUUCGAAACGAGGGAGUUUUGAAAAGAGCACUGUUUACAAAACACUUUCUUCAAACCGGCAUUCGGAUACCGCGAAUACUUACAAGUAUCGAAGAAUAUUGAGUUGCUUGCAGUAUUUAUAAGAUAUUACGGAAGUGUGCGUUAGUGGUUGAACUGGCAUGGCCUUUCUGGAAGGUCAAGGAAUAUUGGUGACUUUAUAGAUUAUGGAAAUCACUACUAAAUGAUGCGCUUGUGUCACAGCUGUGCAGUGAAUGAUAAACCAUCUAAAUUAUAUGUUUGAUGAUUCUCUUGAAAUUCGAAGAGGGAAUGAUGUUAGAAGUACCGGACAACAUAUCAGAGGCUAGUUUUGUUACUAGCGUGGAGGAAGCAUUGAGUCGCGACCAAUGCACCCAAACGCCGCCAAGUGGCAAGCCCAAACAGCGUUCGUUACAAAGGUACCACACGUCAGACCACCUGUACGAUCGGUCCCACAGAGCCUACAGACAGAAGCACGAGCACCGACCGAAGAGUUUGGGGCUGAGCGAUUCAUUCGCCCUGUUCGGGAAGCCACCUUACUAUGACAGCGACCCGCCACCAAAAUUUAAAGUAAAUGCAACGGACAGUCCUACAAUUUCGAUAACGCCAACACACAGUCUUGACUACGUUCCGAAGAACGGAGGAAGUCCGAACGGCUGUGCCACACCUAACGGAAUGGUCUCCAAUAAAUCCACUACGGCCGUGUUGCUAAGUCCUGGAUAUCUUAGCCCUUGUCAAUGUAACCAGUCAAUAAAAAGUAUGAGCGAGGUAGCGUUGACGAUGCCGACCUCACCAGGAUGGAACGAGGAGACGCCAGCGACAGGCACAGGCCUCUCAGAUGGUUUAUCGUGGAGAAGAUUACACAUGUCUAGAGCGAAACUCAAGGCGACUGCCACCACAUCGGAGUUACUAUCAGGUUUCGCUAUGGUGGCAAUGGUUGAAUUGCAAAUUAACGAACCCACGAACGUUCCUGAGUGGUUGUUCGUGAUGUUUGCCGUAUGUACCACUGUACUGGUAGCAGUCCAUAUAUUCGCCCUUAUGAUCUCCACGUACCUCCUACCUAAUAUAGACGCUGUGAGCAAGAUGGAGUCGCCCGGUGGGCCAGGGGUGGCGCUGAGGGAUUCACCCCAUGAGAGAAUGAGAGGGUUUAUAGAGCUGGCGUGGGCGUUUAGUACUGUUUUAGGUCUAUUCCUUUUCCUAGUAGAAAUAGCGAUACUCUGUUGGGUGAAGUUUUGGGACUACUCAUUUGCAGCAGCCACUGCAGCUACUGUCAUUGUCAUACCAGUGUUAAUAGUGUUCGUAGCGUUUGCGAUACACUUCUACCACUCACUUGUAGUACAGAAGUGUGAGACCUCCGUGCAAGACAUCGAGCAGCUGGAAAACAUGAAGAGGGAUUUGGACACAGCUACCGUUAAGGUCAACAUGUUUUGAAAACCUCAAAUACAAUAUAAAUCCGACUCUCCUGGAAAUUUUUGCAGUCGUGCAAUUUACUGGAAUAUUUAUUUUAUUUGUCAAGUAUAAUUAACAAUGUUCUUUGAAUCCGGUACAAUUUAAGAAAUUAGCAUCUGGUGAACGUGAAAACGGGCUUAAAUAUAGUUCUUUCUGCUUUCGAGGCUGUUACAGUUUAUUUAAUAGGUAACUAUAAAAUUUAAGAAGGAUUUAAAUACAGCUACAAAUUUUGAAAAGUGUGCAAUGCAUUUGAAUCCUAGUAUUUGAAUCAACAAUUUGCAAAUUGUACCUAAAAUUGCCAAUUAGAUAAUAAAACAUGCAGUAUCGGCCUCGUGAAUGGCACGAUUAAGAUCGUCGAGACUAAAGGAGCGUACGGAAUUUAAAAAAGUACGCCAAACGAGCGGACCUAAUAAGAAAAGUGAUACUGUUGGAGUGAAUAAAUUUUUUAUACUCAGGUGAGAUUGAAUCUCAGCCUUCGUUAAAAAUUAGCCCUGGGGCACGCCAGUAAAGGAUCGGGUUUAUUUUAGUAAUCAGGGGAUACAAAAAAUCGCCCAGAAGCUCCAAAUAGGUUAAGACUGACUCUAAAAACAUAAAAAUAGAAUAGAUACAAAUACCUGAAUACGAUCUGAAUAUAAUCCACUCUUCAAAUCCAUUACUUGUUGUCAACUAAAAAAUAUUCUUAGAUGUUACACAAUAAGUUCAACAUAUUUUGAGAAUUUCGAACAAUAAAUCCUGCACUUUGAAUUUCAUAAGGUGCAAAUUAUCAAACAGAAUAACUGUUAGAAGAAGCUUGUUGCCAAAUUUUAUGUUAUCAAAUUAUGGAUUUAUAAUCUUUGAAUUCUUAUAGAAAACUGUCAUCAUCAUCAUAUCGGCCUUUAACUGACCACUGUUGAACAACCAACCUCCCCCUUGGAGGGUUUUGCCAGUAAUUGCCACACUUGGCAGAAGAAUUGGCAAUUCCGAAAGAUUGGCAAUCGCAUUCAGACCUUAGAUAUGUUUUAAGAAGGACGUUCAGUCCGUCCCUUGCCCUGCCUUAGUCGGCUCUUACGACACCUACAAUAUAGGAAGGGUUGGUCUAUUUUAUGCCGGGACCACACAGCUAUAGAAAACUGUAAAUUAGAUAAAUUACAAAUAUCUUUAAAGCUAUUAUAAAUCAAUACAGCAACCAUAUUGGACUCCUGAUUUUUUCUCUAGAAAAUAUUUAUGAUCGUUUUGGCGUAAGGAAGUGACAUAUCCAUAGGAUCGCUCCUUAUUACAUUUAAUUCAUAUACUUCCUACCCACUCGACACCAGCUUGUAGCAAGUAGGUACAUCACUACGUAAUUCUAUUAAAAAAUUACACUGAUACAAAACAGUUUUUAAUUUUUUAAAAUUAUGAAGGUUUACACGUGACACUAUUGAUGAAAAUUAAUUUUAUGACAACUUACCGUAAAACUGAAUUUCAUAGCUGGCACUAGUUUCAUAUGGCAAAUUAGGCUUCCAGUCAGCAAUGCGUGAUAAGCCUAAAUAUGAAUGAGCAUUUUCCUGUCUUUUAGUAUUUCAAAAAUCUAUCAGUUCUUCCUUUCUUUUUAAUUAUUUCUUUUAAAUAAUAUCACGGCAUAAAACUUUUGAAGUUAUUUUGUAACAUAAUUAAAUUAUAAAGCUAUCGAUAAAUUUGAUGCUGGCAGCUAAAUAAUAAAAAAUAAUUUAGUUUAAAAAAUAGUUAAUAAAUUAGGGAUAUUUAACUUUUUUUAAUUAAAUAUCCACAUAUGAAAAUUUAUUUAAAAAAAAGAAUUUAUUUAUUAACAACAUUAAUAGGUAUGUGCAAGACUUUUCAUACUCACCUAUCGUCACUCAGUGGUGUCCCGACAGCGCGGACAGGGUUACCAUUCCACUAUCGUCCAUCAAAAAACCUGGCCACCCACUGUGUUUUUUAAAAUAGAAUGUUUUACAUUUCUGAUGUCGAUCCAUUUAUAAAUAUAGUUUACUUGCCAUAAUCAACGAUGAAAUUACAUAUAUAUUAAGUACUAAGGUUUAAUAAAAUAUGGAAAUAUUGUAUAUUAUUGUUAUAACUUGUUACAAUAUAUGCUGAUUGAUAACGAUUAAUAUAAAAAUGUUAAGAUAAUGUAAGAACAUGGUGCUGUAUAAAUUGUAAAUAGAUAUUUAAUUAAAUGUAAGUAAUUUAAAAAAAAAGUGCAAAAAUAUAAUAAAUAUAAAUUUAUAAAUAAAUAUAAUAGUUAAUAAUAUAAUUACUUAGGAUUAUUUUUAUUUAUGUAUAUAGUUUGAUAUUAAUAGUUAUAAUUUUAUUAGUUCAUUUCAUUAGGAUUAAGUGUAACUUAGAUUUGAUUUUAGACACCUGGUUUGAGUUGCAAGCCACCGAUUUACGGCAAUUAUUAAACUCAUACAUAUUUAAAUUAAAUAAAUACAUAAACUAAGCCAAGUAAUAAAGCCACAUAUUUUUAAUUGUACAUGCCAAGCGUGUGAAUUCCAGAGUCGGCAAUCAAUUCAAAUUCAUUCAAUGCCGCUUAUUUUUUUCUUUAUCCAAAAUGGAUCAAAAAGACUGGUGGUGAAUGUGACAAAGCAUCACAGAAUUGACUGACUCUUUAGUUAAGUACCUACUUAAAAUAAUUUCCAAUCCACCAAAGAAUCUUCCACAAUAAUAAUUCUUUAUUAGAUUCUUGAAAAUCCAAGAGAUACAGCUAUAUAUGUAUGUAUAACCAUAGAUAAUAUAUAACUAUACUAGUAAGACUAGUUAAUGCCAAUAUAGAGGUGUGCAAGAAAGUAUGAACAUGCCCACUGCGAUUUGAACUUAUCCCCCUCUCAAAUAAGCGUCAGCCUUAAGCGUCAGUAUACAAACUCUAUUUUCGCGCGCUAAUUGAUGUGAUUGAUUCUGCAACGUCAUGUCUCUAAACCUAUCUCUCAACCUAAUUAUUUUAAUUUUAUACAUUCGUGAAUAUAACUUUAUUUUACGGACUAAUGUAAACUAUAUUUUUAAUAAUUUUGACUUAAAUUUAUUAACAAUUUAGUCCAUAAUAAUAGCCUUUAUAAUCUAAGAUUGGUGCUAAAAAUAAAGAUUUCGCUGUAACAAUAAACAAAAAUUUUAAUUUUAGUAAUAACCUAUUACUACUAUUAAAGAAAUAGCGCGUCAGAAUCGACCCCAUUGUAUUCUUACUCUGUUACCACACAGAAAAUCUUUUUACCAAUGGGCACCGAUUGAUAAAAUUGUCCUCCGCUAAAAAAAGUAAGUAGUAGUAACUAUUAUAUGUCUAUUUAUUUAUAAAAAAUAAAAUAAAAUUGCAUAUUUACUAAUUUGGUUAAAAUUAAAAAAAAAUAUUCUCAAUUCCAUAGAAAAGAAAAGUUAGUUUUCUAAAGUUUAAACUCUACCUAAUUACAAAACGUAUCUUAUCACAAAAAUGCUGAACUUACAAGAGAUAGAUUUUUAAUCCACUUUUAGACGACUUACUACAAUAUCGUCUUUAACAUAUGUUCAAGUCUUAAGCAAAGAAAGUCUGUCUUAUUAAAAAUAAUAAGUAUUUUAAAUAAUAAAUCUUUAUAUAUUCACUUAAUUUUUUAAAAUUCUGUUUAGAUAAACCGUUUUAUACUCUCGUACUUGACCCAUAUUAAUUUUGUCCAUUAGAGCGGUUAUUUUGAAAAAUUUUAAUAUUGUGCAACAAUAAACGAAUGAUAGCAAAUGUUUAACAAGAAUUUAGAACCAAUUUCUUAUGUGGAUUGUAUAAUCAGUAUUUUAGGCGUAUUGAAUAAGUAUUAUUAUAAGUGAAAUAACUCAUAGCCUUUGAUAUUGUGAUCUAUAUGUAAUAAAAAUUGUUUUUAAUAUU